Messenger RNA from Daucus carota subsp. sativus, 2046 nucleotides. Its product is annotated as ADP-ribosylation factor GTPase-activating protein AGD5. Gene Ontology annotation, molecular function: GTPase activator activity. The coding region runs from base 245 to 1666 and encodes 473 amino acids. NCBI's taxonomy places the organism in Eukaryota, Viridiplantae, Streptophyta, Magnoliopsida, Apiales, Apiaceae. The transcript has 11 exons. The record is from RefSeq and is a predicted model, not a curated record.
ACACGUACGAGACCUCACCACACGGCAAAAGUCAAUCAACCUCUCUCCUUUCACCAUCUCCACAAUUUCCCCCAAUUCUCCAUCCUUUUUAUUAUUUUCGAGAGAGAAAGAGAUAGGAGGAUAGAGAGAGAAGACCCGACCCGAUUCCCCCUUCGUCUUCUUUCUCUCUCCCUUCAAUUUCAUCUCUCUCUCCCUCUCUCCAUAUCUCUCUCUCUCUCUCUCUCUCUGAUUAGUAUCGUAAAAAAUGAAUCAGAAAGCUAAUGUUACCAAAGAGCUCAAUGCACAGCACCGCAAGAUAUUGGAAGGGCUUCUUAAAUUGCCAGAAAAUAGGGAAUGUGCUGACUGCAAAGCCAAGGGUCCUCGAUGGGCUAGUGUGAAUCUAGGCAUUUUUAUCUGCAUGCAAUGUUCUGGAAUACACAGAAGUCUUGGGGUUCACAUAUCAAAGGUGAGAUCUGCAACACUUGACACAUGGCUUCCAGAGCAGGUUGAAUUCAUUAGAUCGAUGGGAAAUGAAAAAUCUAAUAGCUACUGGGAGGCAGAGCUUCCGCCAAACUAUGACAGAGUUGGGAUUGAAAAUUUUAUCCGUGCAAAAUAUGAAGAUAAAAGAUGGGUUGCCAAGGAUGGAAGACCAAAGUCACCUGUUAGGGAGCAAGUUGAGCAAACCUCUGCUCAGUGGCAGAAACCUGCUGAAAGAAGUAGUUAUGGAUAUAACAGGAAUCCCGAAAAAGUUGCAGAGGACAGAAAGAAAUAUCAGCCGCGCAGUUCUAAUAGCAGCAUUCCUGCUGCAAAAAUCAGUCUACCUGUGCCCCCAAAAGGACCUGAGCCUGUUGCUUCAGCACCAAAGCCUCAAACGGUGAUGCACACAACGGAGCCAGCAGUGCCCUCUGCUGAUCAAGUCAAGCAGGUUCCUGAAGCUGUUUCUCCACCCAAAGUCGAUUUUGCUACUGAUCUUUUUAACAUGCUGUCGAUGGACGGUUCUGCUGAGAGUGGCGCAGAGACACUUUCCGCGGAUGAUAAUGGGUGGGCUGGUUUUCAAUCUGCUGCAGGAGGUUCAAACACUGAGAAAGCAACCUCAGCAGAACCUGUUAAUAACAAGAUUCAUUCUUCAUCUGGAUUAGAAGAUCUAUUUCAAGAUUCACCUUCAGUCACACUCCCUAGCAAAGAACAGAAACCUAACAAGGAUGUUAAAACUGAUAUUAUGAGCCUUUUUGAGAAGUCCAAUACCAAUAUGGUGUCGCCAUUUGCUGCGCAUCAACAGCAACUUGCAAUGUUAGCUCAACAACAGUCGCUUCUUAUGGCUGCUGCUGCUAAAUCUGGUGGUCACAUGCCUGCAAUUCCUGGAAAUGUGCAACAACCAGGACCUAAUGGUAACGGUGUGCCUUCUCAAAAUUGGCCCAAUUUUGGGUAUCAGAUUCCUGGGAUGAUUCCUGCUGCAGGAAUUAUGCAGAUGGGAAAUACAGGACCAACAUAUCCAGUUGGGAAUCCAGUUCCACUCCAAGAUUCCAGCUUUUAUGGCAUGGGACAAUUUACUACAGGAAAUGGUGUGGCACCUUCGGCAACAACAAAAUCACAAUCAGCGUCUGCUCUACCAUCUGCAUCUUCAACACAAAAAGGAAACGAUUUUGACUUUUCCUCACUAACACAAGGGAUGUUCUCGAAACCUUAAGUAUUAUUCAAAGGUUGUUGGUGUUGGAAUAUUGGAAAUAUACAACAAAGACGUAGGUUUUUCGGAAAUUUUUCCCUAUACACUUGGGACUGUAAACUACCUGUACAAGAGGCCUGUCGUGUUUUCUUCCCUAUCUGUGUGGUAGCGCAACUGUACCAAAAUAGGUUUAAAAAAAUUAAUAAGCUGGGUUUACUUUUUCUUUGAAUGUUUUCUACGUCAUGUCCUUCAAGAGAUCAUGAGCACAAGGAAGAAAUUUAUCUGAUUUAUUAUGUUAUUUAGAUUGAUUUGUUUGUUGCAUAUGAAGUUGUCAUGGUAUUAUGUGGUUUCAAUUGUUGAAACGAUUCUAUCCUCAAUAAAGCUUUUAUGUGCCUUGAUUGCUA